ACGGCAUGAGGCCACACCAUCUACGCCAUAUCAAUAUCUGACGAGAAAGGCCAUCUCUUUCUCUGUUCUUUUUGCUCUUGCAGCAUCCAUCUAUUUGUGGGUCCCGCCUUUGCGUGGUAGUCAGACUAAAGCUUCUAAUUGGCCUUGGCAAUUGGAGCUUCUGAUCGUGUUGAUAAAAUCCUUUGUGAAUCAAUGAGAUUACCGUGUAUUAGAAUCCUUUCUGGUGCUGUAUAAAGCGCCGAGGAGCACUGUGAAAGAUAUUGGUUCGGAUGGCAAGAGAUUCGUUAGUGGUCACGACAUGACGAACUGAAAAUGUCUCCAUUAGCAAUGAAUCGCUUGCGACAUAUUGGCUGGUAUGAUUUUACACUGUUCUACACACUAGUCUGUGCAAGUCACCCUUACUUGCUGUGUUGUCUCGCUAUUGGAUUUCCUGGGACUAACAGAGAUUAUUGUCUCAUGCACCUUCCAGCCCCGCCUUCACCUCUGUCUCUGUGCCCGCUUCUGCGCCCAUUUUCCGACUUGCAUUCCCACUCGCUCCUCUUUUUGUACUAUUAUCACUAUUGCCAUUAUUAUUAUGUCGCCUUAUCUGCUCCUCCGCUACAGUAUUGUACCUGUUUUAGAGUACCAGGGUCAUGGAAGAGAGAAUUCGUUUGAGCUCGAUGACCGGUGUAUAGAGACCAAUUCUAAAUUUGAGAGUGCUGUAUCGGGUAUCAUGGUUACUACGGAAAAAUGAGCAAUAUGACAGUGACAUGGUGGUCUUGUAAGGCUAAGACAGUUGGACCUUCUGUCCAAUAAGAAGAGACCUGGACUGGGUAAAUCUUCACUAGCCGCGACUAGCUAAUGUAACAGAAAUGACG
Molecule: messenger RNA, 857 nt
Organism: Aspergillus pseudonomiae
Lineage: Eukaryota; Fungi; Ascomycota; Eurotiomycetes; Eurotiales; Aspergillaceae
Exons: 1
Coding region: 313-654 (113 amino acids)
Source: RefSeq, a predicted model, not a curated record